AUGUGGAAAAUAACUGAACAUUUGUAUUUGGCCCAACUUCCCAUGAUUAUCGGCCCCACUAAUAAGCAAGAAUUUGUUAAAAAUGAGAUCAAACGAGUACUCACUUUGGAAACUGAACCAAUCCCAGAGAAAAAACAUAUAGAAAAUGUAGAUUACAAGUUUUUGUACCUCCUAGAUAUGCCGAAUGAACCAAUUCUUUCUAAUGGGUUACUGGAAGAAGCUGUAUCAUAUAUCGAAGAAGGAGUAGAAAAAGGAGAAAACGUAGUAGUCCACUGCAUCGCUGCCGUUUCCCGGAGUGUUUCUGUUUGUGCUGCUUUUCUGAUGUACAAGAAUAAGUGGUCAAUGGAAAAAGCUUUGAAAAUGGUUGCAAGUGUAAGAAAGACUAUUGGACCGAACCCAGGAUUCCUGGCACAGUUAAAAAUUUGGGAACGAUGCGAAAUGGAUUUUAUUGUGGAAAAAUACAAAAAUCUGAGUCUUGAUAUCCCUGGUGUUUUGGAUGCAGAUUCAAAAACUCUUUGGAGACAACCCGUGAUCGAUGAUCGGACGAAGACACGUUUCAAAUGCCGGCAGUGCCGUAAGGUAAUCUUCAACAGUGACAAUUUGGUUCAUCCCCAGUUGACCGAAUCCUGCCAGAAGUAUCUUAUUGAACCAAUGGAAUGGCUCAAUAUCACCGCAAGUACCUGCUCAGCCAGCCAUUCUUGUGGUGCUAAGCUCGGAAAUUUCAUUGCGACGGGCUCGAAGUGUGGAUGCAAUAAAUUUGUCAUUUCAUAUCUGUGUGAAUACUCUAUUGCUGCCAAACAAUCAUGGGAAAUUAAUCAAGAACUUGUCUCAAAUGAGAAUAAAGAGCAUACGGUAUUUGGUGAUAUGCUCCUAACUCCUGCUCAAUUGCUUCGAUACGAAAACUCAAAAGAUUCGGAUCUAACAAUUCGUGGAGUUUCAAUCAAAGGAAAUUCGAUGAAUCGAUGGGAAAAGAAUACAGUACCCUUUGUAAUAUCUCCUCAAUAUUCAGCUAAUCAAAAGAAAAUACUCAUAUCAUCCCUCCGUUAUUUUGAAAAGAUGUCCUGCUUUAAAUUUGUUGAUCGUACAACUCAAAACGACUAUCUUUUCAUUGUUCCACUCGAUGGAUGUUAUUCUUAUGUUGGUAAAAUUGGUGGACGACAAACACUUUCAUUGGCUGCUGACUGUAUUGCUGAUUAUAUCAUCUGGCACGAAAUGAUGCAUGCAAUUGGAUUCGAGCAUGAACAUCAGAGACCUGAUAGGGAUUCAUUCAUUCGAGUGGAUUACUCAAAUGUUAUUCCAGGACAAAUGAUAAACUUUGAUAAACUCCAACAAAAUCAAGUUGAAUUCCCUGAUUCGUAUGAUUACAAAUCAAUAAUGCAUUAUGAUGGAUAUGCAUUUGGACGAGUUGAUACCUCUCGCCAAGUUCGUUUAGCAACUAUGAUUCCACUGAAACCGGGAGUCCGAUUGGAAGAUAAUAUGAAAUUCACUGCAACUGACAUUGAGAAAUUGAAUAGAUUAGGUCAAUGUGGUACACGUGGAGGACAGUACAGUAACCAAGGAGUUGCUGCAACAACGUGUAAAGAUGUAGCAACAGUUACUAGCUGUGAAGGAAAUAGAAGACGUGGAAUGUGUAAGAACCCAUUUUACAAACAAAUGAUGAUAAAAUCGUGUCAGAAGACGUGCAGACUUUGUUCAUACACGAGGAUGAUUGAUGAAGACGAUGAGCUGAUCCCAAAUACAACAUUGAAGCCGUUAAAGUGCGAGGACAAACACCCACGUUGUGAUAUUUACUCUCAAAAUGGUUUCUGCACUCUUCCAUUUUACGACGAUGUUCGAUACCAAUUGUGCGCCAAAACGUGUAAUUUAUGCUAG
Messenger RNA from Caenorhabditis remanei, 1872 nucleotides. RefSeq lists its product as uncharacterized. The coding region runs from base 1 to 1872 and encodes 623 amino acids. The record is from RefSeq and is a predicted model, not a curated record. Gene Ontology annotation, molecular function: metalloendopeptidase activity; zinc ion binding; protein tyrosine/serine/threonine phosphatase activity. Gene Ontology annotation, biological process: proteolysis; protein dephosphorylation. NCBI's taxonomy places the organism in Eukaryota, Metazoa, Nematoda, Chromadorea, Rhabditida, Rhabditidae. The transcript has 11 exons.